Messenger RNA from Zychaea mexicana, 834 nucleotides. RefSeq names its product protein-tyrosine phosphatase-like protein. The record is from RefSeq and is a predicted model, not a curated record. Gene Ontology annotation, molecular function: phosphoprotein phosphatase activity. The transcript is spliced from 5 exons. NCBI's taxonomy places the organism in Eukaryota, Fungi, Mucoromycota, Mucoromycetes, Mucorales, Lichtheimiaceae. Gene Ontology annotation, biological process: dephosphorylation. Bases 1 to 834 code for a protein of 277 amino acids.
AUGGGUCAGAGCGUGAGCUUAUGUACCCCUCGAUGGAUUGACGUUCAAGGCGUAAAAAACUUUCGAGACAUCGGUGGAUGGCCCGUGCGCGACGGCAAUGGCUAUAUUCGGGAGCGUUUCGUGUUCCGAUGCGGCCACUUAGUGAAUGCCACGCAAAAAGGCAAGGAUGUCUUGAAACAAUUAAACGUAGUUGCAGCCUUCGACUUCCGCUCUGAUCCGGAACUGGAGCGACAGGGUAUCAUGCCUGAAAUAAACGAUUUGACUCGUUACCCAUCAGCAAUUUUCAGCAAGGAUGAUUAUUCGCCUGCUGCCUUGGCUACACGUUGGCAAGGUUACUUUGAAGGCGCUACCGGGUUUCCCAAAGUAUACAUGAUCAUUUUGGAAAAGGGUGGUCCUCAAUUCCGCAAAAUCUUUUUGCAUAUGCUCGAAAACCAUUCUCGUCAAUCUACAAAAUCACUUAUUAUCCAUUGUACUGCUGGCAAGGAUCGCACUGGUGUAUUCAUCAUGUUGCUACUCAGCUUAUGCGGCGUGGAUGAUGAAAUCAUUGCUCAGGAAUAUGCCAUGAGCAACCUUGGUUAUUGGGAAGCGGAAAGCGAACUGCAAGCCAAGGCCGACAUGUUGGGUGUCACUGUCAAGGAUAUGCGUAUGGUCAUGUCUGCUCCGUAUCUAGCAAUGCGUGAGACGAUCAAUUGCUUGAAGGAGAAAUAUGGAUCUACCGAGGAAUAUAUAAAGACCAUGUGUGGACUGAACAAGGAACAAAUAGAAGCUCUGCGUGAUUUGAUGAUCGUGCGUAUUCCAUUUGAGGAACGCCAGCUUUUCCGUCCAAAGAUCUAA